AUGACUAGCAGUACGUCUCAGACGAGCAGCAGUGUGACCUCGGGCAGCACGGUCACGACCAGUUCGGGCACGAACACGAGGACGGCGACGACGGCGAGUACGACCGUUAUGAGUGCUACCGCGCUUUCAACCACAUCGAAAAGUAACUUGGGCUCCACAUUGGAAACCAGCACCUCCACUAUGACCGUUGAAGUUGUCGGAACGGUCAGUGGAUUGAUGGACCUGUAUGUUUCAAACGCAGUGGUCUUCGUGAACGAUAGCGCCGCCGUGACGGCGGUGACAGACAGUGUCGCCAGCCUGGUGGGCGCGGCGGCGAGCCAGGUGUCCGUGACCCUGGUGCUGUCUGCGACGACGCAAGGCCGUCGACUGUCCGCAUUGGGUGCCGUCCGAGUCUCGUACAGCAUCUCCACCGUCGGUGUUUCGGGAAAUAUUGGCGAACUAACCUCGGACAUUGCCUCUGCAUUGACUGCCUCGGGCGCCCUGGCGACUAUGCAGGACUUGGCCACGAUCAGCCUCCAAAAUCUCGGCGCGAACUACACCCUGGUGAUGGGGAGCAUCCAUGCGCCAGCGAUCGACGGUGUCUACGACGGGUUUUCUGUCACGAUUACGCUGUCGUCGACGACUACGACGUUCAGCAACAGUGACACGACAAGUUCGAGCUCAAGCAGUGUGACGUCCACAGCCACUUCUACGGUGAGCUCCACGGCAACAUUAAGCAGCAGCAUGAGCGCGGUCGAGACGAGAACCGCAACUUCCAGCAGUAGAGUUUCGAGUGCCACGCAGUCGAGUAGCACCAUGCUGGCUAGCAGUACCGCGAGCAGCGGCGCGGGCACGACGGGGCCAUUCAACACUUCGCCAACCGAGACACGCACUUCUACGGCCAGCGCGAGCGAUACCAGCAGCACGACGGCGUCGUUGACCACCGUGACUUCCAGUGCCUCGAUGACUAGCAGUACGUCUCAGACGAGCAGCAGUGUGACCUCGAGCAGCAUGGCCACGACCAGUCCGGGCACGAGCACGAGGACGGCGACAACGGCGGGCACGAGCUCGAGCAGUGCGACGUCUACGGCCACCUCCACGGUGAGUCUGGUCACUUUUAGUUUCAGUAGCACAGCGACGUCGACAAUUCGCACGGAAUCCAGCACAAGCACAGUGAUCACGAGUGCCACAGCAAACAUUAGCACAACGAAGACCAGCGUGACUGGCACUACAGGGAGCUUCAGCGUGACGCAGACUCCGACAGCUACCAGUAGCACUACGUUCGCUACCAGCAGCCAGAGCUACACACAAUCUACGGUCACGAGUCGCAUGGCAAGCAUCACGACAUUGACGCAGAGUACCACCACAGUUUCGUUGACAAUUGCCAGCCGAACUAGCUCCACUAAGAGCAGCGCCGCAACCCUGACGAACACAACAACUGUAAGCAGCCAGACCACUGCCAGUGCAAGUAGAACUUCUACGCUAACAACGCGGACGUCUUUGAGUUCCACAGAGAGCAGUACAAUGUUACACAGCAUGACUGGUGUCUCCCAGACAACAGCUAGCCUGACCAGCUUUAGCGAGAGCAGCACUACGAGCCCGACCAGCGCAACAGCUACAAGCAGCAGCACGCUGAGCAGCAGUCAGAAGCACUGA
Molecule: messenger RNA, 1635 nt
Organism: Prorocentrum cordatum
Lineage: Eukaryota; Dinophyceae; Prorocentrales; Prorocentraceae
Source: the annotation of a GenBank genome assembly